GAUCCAAGAGCAGUGAUGGAUUUUGGAGUGUGGAUUCCUCUGACAGAGGAUCAGGCGGAUGAGGUCGGGGAUGAUAUCACGUGCCGGAGCUUGUCUUCUGCUCGUGAGAGUACAAUGGAUGUGAGAGCGCCUACUCCACAUGUCGGCGCGAAGUCAAUGGAGAAUGAUUACGAGGUUCCACUCCAUCGGCUGAGGUGCCUGCGUGGCCUCGGAAAGGCAGGAUUCAUACCCACGGAACCUAAGUUUAAAGACGUAACUAUCCGAUACAUACCAAAGCCGAAGUUCCGAUGGGCCGUAGAGAGCUAUGUCAAGCAGGGGGUUGAUCAGCAUCCAAGCCGGAAGCAGGUACCAUUCUUUCUGCGCAGGUCCAAAACUCUUCAGGUGAUUCAAAACAAACCAUUCCAGCGGUUUUAUACAAAGCUAGAGAUGACUCCAACACCAAGGGCGCUCACAGAUCGAGACCGUUUUGAACCCUUCAGUCGGAAAAACAAAAAUGACAGGCGUUACUCCCUUUCGUUUGUUUACAAACAAACGCCAUACCCUGGUAUCCUUCAAAAACCCAAAACAGAUCGGCCGUUGUUAAGACGGCCGACCCCGUUGCGGACCCCACCGGUACAGGAAACGGACUCACAGUUCAAACAUUUUACAAAAAGUUUAGAAUUGAAACCGAAAAACUUUGCCACAUCUACAGAGCAAGAUAUAUUUUACAAUAGGAAUUAUCCGUUACUUUUGGACGCUCAUCCCGAAGAGGAAGUUUCUACUCUGCCGCGCAAGCGUACACCGACUCCAGAAAUAUGUUUUACGCCAGGAAUGAAACGCGGAAUGUCAAUUACGUCCAGAAUUCAGAAUCUAAAAAUGGAAAUAGAUGUACUUGACCAAGAAACCGAUGGAAUUGACUUUAGAACAGUAUUGAGGGACGAUGCAUUUGAUCCUGCCAAAUGGCCUUGGAAUAAAGGCCGAUCGAGUUACAUGAUUCCGUCGCCCUCCAGUUCACAUUUGCAGCGACAACGUCCAAAAUCUCCGAGCCCCAUGUCUGUCAGCACACUCCCAAAAGAUCGAACUCCGACUUCCUUCUCUCCCGGAAGGUCCCUUUCGCCAUAUUAACAAGACAAAAAUCACCAACACAGACCAUACAGCAUUUCUUUUAUAAAGUAAAAGAUUUCACGGAUAGAAACGUUAGUUUCUACAUUAAGGCGGCAUCUAGCGUUUUGGUCGCAAAUAUAGGGGCAUAUCUCUUUUGGUGGUACAUA
Pecten maximus is the source of this 1250-nucleotide messenger RNA. RefSeq lists its product as uncharacterized. The record is from RefSeq and is a predicted model, not a curated record. Lineage: Eukaryota; Metazoa; Mollusca; Bivalvia; Pectinida; Pectinidae.